AUGGACAACCAAGGUAGAGGUUCGAGAGGAGGUUCUAGAGGAGGUUCCGGGGGAGCUUCUAACUCAAGGACAACGGUUAGGGAGGAUCCAAGAGUGGAUAGAGUCCUUAGGGCUCUAGAGGAAAUUGGAAACCCGAUGGGUAGGCAAAUUCAAGAACGAGCUGCCGCUAUUGCUCAAGCCGCCGAGGCUCGCAUUGCUCUUGCUACCGUUGCUGCUCAUGGAGUAAAUGUCAAUCAAGGGAAUGACAUUGGAAAUAGACAAAUGCACCAGUUGGUGGAACAAUUUUUGAAGUUGAAACUAGCUAAGUUCAUCGGAAAAGGUGAUCUACAGGUUGCUCCUCAUUGGAUAGAGGAUCUAGAGAAAGCGUAUGAAGUGCUGGGGUACACAGAAGAGGAAAAAGUGACCCUCGUAGUGUAUCGGUUGCGGGAUACGGCCAUUGAUUGGUGGAAGCCCACCAAGGGAAGAGUUUUCCCGGAGGGUACGGCUCUGAAUUGGACUGUCUUUACGGAAGUCUUCAACGGAAAGUAUUUCUCUAAAAGCGCUCAAGAGCAUAAGAUGUUAGAAUUUCAGCGGCUCCACCAAAAUCAGAUGACAAUCGAUCGGUAUAAGGCUGAAUUCUCAAGAUUGUCGAAGUAUGCACCAUGGAUGGGGGAGAUUCCUUUGGAUAGAGCGAGAAGGUUCCGGGAUGGGUUGAGGCCGGAACUUCGUAGUCGAUUGAUCAUACUGAACCCGAGGGACUACGAUGAGCUUUAUGAACGGGGUAAAAUGGUAGAACGAGAUAUGAAGGACAGGGCUGCCGCAUCUGCAUAG
Molecule: messenger RNA, 810 nt
Organism: Rhodamnia argentea
Lineage: Eukaryota; Viridiplantae; Streptophyta; Magnoliopsida; Myrtales; Myrtaceae
Exons: 1
Coding region: 1-810 (269 amino acids)
Source: RefSeq, a predicted model, not a curated record